Molecule: messenger RNA, 951 nt
Organism: Durotheca rogersii
Lineage: Eukaryota; Fungi; Ascomycota; Sordariomycetes; Xylariales; Xylariaceae
Product: Cupredoxin
Exons: 3
Coding region: 1-951 (316 amino acids)
Source: RefSeq, a predicted model, not a curated record
AUGAAGUACUCAGCAGUUCUAUCCCUCGCCGUCGCGCCUCUGGCGAUCGCAAAGGCCGCGCAAAACGUGUACCCGCAAGAGAAGCGGACGAGCCACAAGGAGCUGGCCGAGAGCUCAGUCCACAUCGGCGGCACCCUCAACCUGGCGAAUGGCAUCUCGCUCGGCGGCACCACCCAGGUGAUCGUAAUCUGGGCGAACCCGGGUGCGAACGCGGAGACGACAACGCUGCACAAGCAGGUUACCGUGACGCAGACCGUCACCGCGGGCGCCGAGGCGACCACGAUCGGCACCCAUACGCUAGUUGGCGGCGCGACGACGACCGUCGCCACCGGCGCUAUCGCCACCCACAAGGUGCAGGUCGGCGGCCCCGGCGGCCUCAUCUUCGUGCCCGAUCAGGUCAAGGCGAACGUUGGCGACAUGGUCGUCUUCGAGUUCCUGAGCCAGAACCACACCGCAACCCAGUCCACCUUCGCCGAGCCCUGCACGCCCAUGGAGGGUGGUAUGGACUCCGGCUUCCAGCCCAAUGUCAACAACACCAUCGUCCCCGCGCCCCAGGUUGCUAUGCAAGUCAUGACAACCGAGCCCCUAUGGUUCUUCUGCAAGCAGGGCCCCCACUGCGGCCGCGGCAUGACCUUCUCGAUCAACCCGACGGCGGAGAAGUCGCAAGCCCUGUUCCAGGCUAAGGCGAUCCAGCAGAAUGGCAACGGCGACGGCAGCGCGAUCACGGGCAACGCGACCUCGUCGGCGGUGACGGCUGCUCCCGCGGCGACUGCCACCGGCGCUGUGACUCUGCCCGACGGCAUCAACGUGGGCCAAGGCGUGAUCGAGAACGGCGCGUGCGUGUGUGCCGUCUCCUGCAGCCCCGGCAGCUUCCCCGUCGCCGCUCAGGGCGUCGGCUCCUUCGGUGGCAUGGCCGGUGCCCUGCCUGCCAACAUGAUGGAAACCGUCUAG